Molecule: messenger RNA, 4652 nt
Organism: Paramormyrops kingsleyae
Lineage: Eukaryota; Metazoa; Chordata; Actinopteri; Osteoglossiformes; Mormyridae
Gene: ldlrb
Product: low density lipoprotein receptor b
Biological process (GO): receptor-mediated endocytosis
Cellular component (GO): plasma membrane; signaling receptor complex; apical plasma membrane
Molecular function (GO): protein binding; hormone binding; calcium ion binding
Source: RefSeq, a predicted model, not a curated record
GCGACGGCAGCAUUGAAAUUCACUGGAAAUCAGUAACUCACGUUGCUGGCUGCUCAGCGAAAUACUGUGUGAUAAUAUUUUUCUAAUAAACCGAAGGAGUCAAGAACCGGCUACAAAAUAUGGGAUGGAAAUUGUGGUGUUCGGUACUCUUGAUUUGUUUCCUCGUGCAAGCACUACAUGCGGCGGCGGAGUGCAGGGGCCGGCAGUUCCAGUGCCGCAGCGGGGACUGCAUCCCGAUAAACUGGCUGUGCGACGGCGCGGAGGAGUGCGAGGACGGCAGCGACGAGGACAGCGCCACCUGCUUGGCCAAGACAUGUGGACCUGAUGAAUUCAGCUGUGGGGGCCGAUUGAACCAGUGCGUCCCCGCCAAGUGGCGCUGUGACGACAAGGUGGACUGUGAGAAUGGGGCCGACGAGGAGGACUGCGGCCCAAAAACCUGCCGGGAGGACGAGUUCCUGUGCACCAACGGGGAGUGCGUCGCCGAGGGCUUCGUGUGCGACGGAGAAGCCGACUGCGAGGACGGCAGCGACGAGGCCGCCUGCGCCCCCCUCACCUGCAAUUCCGGAAGCUUCCAGUGCGACGACAGCAGGUGUCUGCCCUACAUCUGGACCUGCGACGGAGAUCACGACUGCAGCGAUGGGUCCGACGAGGCUGUCUCGCUGUGCGGCCGCCGGCCCACGCCCGCUGGACCCUGCUCCGUCCUCGAGUUCCAGUGCGCCAAUGGACACUGCAUCCACGCCAACUGGCAGUGCGACGGGGGGCACGACUGCGCAGACGGUUCCGACGAGCUCAAUUGCACCAAGCCCACCUGCCGCCCGGACGAGUUCCAGUGCGGCGACGGCACCUGCAUCCAUGGCAGCCUGCAGUGUAACCAUGAGCACAACUGCAAGGACCUCAGUGAUGAGCUGGGCUGUGUUCAAGAUACCCACUGUGAGGGCUCCGGAAGGUUCCGGUGUCGUAGCGGGGAAUGCGUCAGUGUGCAGAAGGUGUGCAACAAGGUCCGAGAUUGCAGGGACUGGUCUGACGAGCCCAUUAAGGAGUGCGGCCUGAAUGAGUGCCAGGACAAUAACGGAGGAUGCUCCCACAUCUGCCAUGACCUGGUGAUCGGGUUUGAGUGCCUGUGCCCUGCCGGCUUCUACCUGCUGGACGGGAAGCAGUGUGAAGAUGUGGACGAGUGCGCCGACCCCGAAACCUGCGACCAGAUCUGCGUCAACCUGCAGGGAAGCUUCAAGUGUGAGUGUGAAGAAGGAUACUGGCUGGACCCGGUCAGCAAGGCCUGCAAGGCGGCUUCUGGCACCGUGCCGUACCUGUUCUUCACCAACCGCCACGAGGUGAGGAAGAUGACACUGGACCGCAGGGAGUACACGCGCUUCAUUCCACAGCUCAAGAACGUGGUGGCCCUGGACGCCGAGUUCCCAGCCAGCAGGAUCUACUGGUCCGACCUCUUCCAGAAGAAGAUUUACAGAACAGACAUGGAGUCGGCCGCUAACCCCUCCAGCCACCACGCCGUGAUCGACACCGGCAUCGGGGCGCCGGAGGGACUGGCCAUCGACUGGGUCCACGGCAACAUCUACUGGACGGACAGUGUGUACGGCACCAUCUCCGUGGCAACGUCUGAUGGGGCCCGACGCAAGACGCUCAUUAUGCACGGCCUGGUCAAGCCCCGAGCCAUUGUGGUCGACCCAGAACGCAACUACAUGUACUGGACAGACUGGGGAACCCCAGCCAAGAUCGAGAAGGGGGGGCUGAACGGAGCCGGCCGUACCGCCCUGGUGACGGACAGCAUCGAAUGGCCCAAUGGCAUCACACUGGACUUGCUGAACCAGCGCCUCUACUGGGUGGAUUCGAAGAUGCACACCCUCUCCAGCGUUGAUAUCAACGGGGGCACUCGGCACACACUUAUCAUCGACGAGCACAAGCUGCUGCACCCCAUCUCCCUUGCCGUCUUCGAGGAGAAAGUGUUCUGGACUGACGUCGGCAGCAACUCCAUUUUCAGCGCUAACCGCUUGACGGGACAUGACAUCACAGCGGUCGCUCAGAAUCUGGUCUCCCCCGAGGAUAUUGUGCUGUAUCACGACCUGAAGCAGCCAGCAGGCAGGAACUGGUGCAAUGACAGCAAGCUGCCUAAUGGUGGCUGUGAGUUUCUGUGCCUCCCGGCACCACAGAUCAAUAGCCGUUCCCCAAAAUACACCUGUGUCUGCCCGGACGGUGCAGUUCUGGGUCCGGACAUGAAGAAGUGCCUGCCAGCAGCUCCGAAGACUCCAGUGCCUCCCGCCAAGUCCACCAGCACUGCUCGAGGACCGCUGAGGACCUCCACGGCGACCACCACAGGCUCCUCCCCCCACACUGCUGGGCCAGACAGGAACAAGAACCUCCAGUCAACCUCCGGGCUGGAGUUUACUCCACAGGGAGGUGACCAUAAUGAAUUAGCCGCCAUGCCGAAAGAGUCGGACUCAUCAUCUCAGACCGCUAUUUACAUCGUACUGCCCAUAGCGAUCAUCUGUCUGCUGGCUUUUGGCGCCGGUUUUCUGUGGAGGAACUGGAAGCUGAGGAACACCAACAGCAUCAGCUUCACCAACCCCGUCUACCAGAAGACCAUGGAGGACCAGGUGCACAUAUGCAGGACAGACAGCGAGGAGGGGUUCAUCUACCCAUCGCAGCAGAUGGUGAAUCUAGAUGAAGAUAUAAUGGCAUGAUGGUUUCCCAGAGGUCCUUCAAUUAUUCAGGAGUCACUGCCUCAGAUGCUCUUAAAGGUCGACCAUCCAGCCUUAAAACACAAGGAAGCCUUUCGGAAAUAAACAGCCCCCCCGCCCCCCACGAAAUGGAUAGGGGCCAUAAGCAGAAUGGGAGUUCAGGUGACCACGUUGAGCCAACGGGAGAGACCCGGGAAAAGCCGUUGAAAUUUCCACCAGGUUUGAAGUUUACAGAAGACUUGUUCAUAUCGUGCCUAGACCGACUUUUCAGCUGUGAUUGCAGGACUGGUGAAGUUGAUGAAUGAUCCAGCUACAACAGACAGACACUGAAAAACGGCAGCGUGACAACGAUUCACCUCAUGAGUCCGUAAGGGCUGGCUAUAGUGCACCAAGUGAACACCACUAUGUAUGUAUGUGUGUGUGUGUGUGUGUGUGUGUGUGUGUAUAAUGUGUUUCUUUGUCACAAUAAUUUACCCCAAAUCCUUAACUACCGCACUUGUCAUAUUUUGCACUAUUAAUGAUAGUUUUUACAUAUUUUGAUAAGUCCCUGACACCCUAACCAGGAUAACUGGUUAUAAGAUGGAUGGAUGCAUGGAUGGAUGGAUGUAUGUUUCGAUUAUUUAAAGAAUGUACUGUAUUUGUUUUUUUGCAACAACAAAUAUAUCCAUAUAUCCAUAUCUAUACAACUGAAGACCUCUGUAAAAGUCAUCCAGCUGAGAUACAAGCUUAGCUUGCCUGACUUGGCAGCAGGUAUAUAAACUAACAUCGAGCGAUGGUCCUGAAGAGCUCUGUCUCCCUGGGGCAUGUUGUGCCUUGAUCAUAUUGCCUGUGUAAAUAUCCCUCUAUGCUCUUGGCAGGAGAAGUCCUCAGUAACGCGCGUGCAAACCCAGUCUAGCCGUUCCCUCCUUACUGUUGUAUAUGUAUAACUAGCUUCUUCUCAGGAUCAGAAAGCCAGAGUCUUUUUAUUUUCUCUCUUAUUUAUUGCUGAUUUCUAUCGCUCGCAAAACACCGCAGCCAGCUAACUCUGUGAGACUUUAGCAUAUUAUGCACAUGUAUGGUUCAAAACCCAGCCAUGACAGGCAUGUAGCUGGGGUACAUAUCCUAUAACAUGCCGGAGCCUAAAAUACCUGAGCCUGCCAUCCAUGCACGUUUUUUGGCCUUGUGCCGUUGUAGCUCUUGAAGACACCAUCCAUAUGGAACUUUUUUUUCUAGGUAUCAAAUGUAAACUAUGUAAAAUGCUUGUAUAUAUAUGCAUUAUGUAUAUUGGACCGGUGUAAAUAUAUUCCUGUUUUUGUACAUCCUUUUUGUUAAUCAUAUGUGGUUGUAUAGUUUUCAGAUUUGUAUGAUAACAAAUUAUUUGUCGGGGAUGAAUCUCAUAACUUUUUUUCUGUUUAUUUUCACUAAACUAUGUCUGGUUUGUAUUGUCUCUAUUGAUUGCUUUAUAUUUGUACAUUUGGAAAUAUAUUAAAAACGAACUCUGUGCUGAUGUAUAGCAUAGUAAAUUUCAACUCUCAUCAGUUGCGUUGUUAAAGUGCGAGAAAACUAUUUAUUGGUUGUGGAUGUUUUUAGACGAUUCUAAGUUCUGUGGUUUUAUUUUCCGUUUAGUAAUAUAAAACUUUUGACCAUUUAAUUAAAUCCUCUUUCAUGUGAAUUACAUGGCGGAUUAUACACAGUCUGAAUAUUGUGAAAUUACCAAAACAUUUGCUGCUUUGGGUUCUUGAGUCUUACGAGGCUUUUAAUUAAAAGGCUGUAUAUCACACAUCACAUCUAUAAGUCAUUCAAUAGACAGUCAACUGUUAUUCUUAUUAAGUAGAUUUUAAAUUCUAGGUAGUGGGCGUAAUUUAACAGAAAUAUUUAUUUGGGAUCAUAAAAAAAUAUUGCAAUUAGAACUGCCAUUAACGGUACAUUCAGUAAAAAUAUGUAUUUAUGCUGCAAAUAAACAUGCAUUUGCUGCACAAA